This is a messenger RNA of Gadus macrocephalus (Pacific cod), 1276 nucleotides long. Its product is annotated as segmentation polarity homeobox protein engrailed-like. The record is from RefSeq and is a predicted model, not a curated record. Gene Ontology annotation, cellular component: beta-catenin-TCF complex. Lineage: Eukaryota; Metazoa; Chordata; Actinopteri; Gadiformes; Gadidae. The coding region runs from base 262 to 888 and encodes 208 amino acids. Gene Ontology annotation, biological process: canonical Wnt signaling pathway; regulation of transcription by RNA polymerase II. The transcript is spliced from 4 exons. Gene Ontology annotation, molecular function: DNA-binding transcription factor activity, RNA polymerase II-specific; RNA polymerase II cis-regulatory region sequence-specific DNA binding.
UGUGUGUGUGUGUGUGUGUGUGUGUGUGUGUAGGCCUGGGUAUCCAUCUCCUCCUCAUGUUAUCUCCAUGGUUCUGUCUUCAGUGGCCACUCGCUAUCACGAGAGGAGCAGGCCAAAUACUACGAGCUGGCGAGAAAGAGCGGCAACUGCACUCACAGCUUUACCCCGGAUGUCAGCCCGCGAUAACUACGGAAAGCGGAAAAAGAGGAAGAGAGAUAAUAAGCCAGACUCAACACCAGAGGCAUAUGAAGUUCAUUGCUAAUGGUGGCAGACUUCUCCAUCAGGAACAAGAAGCAGUGCGUGCAGUACCUGCCCCCGGAGAAGAUGUGCGACAGCCCCGCCUCGUCCCACGGCAGCAUGCUCGACUCCCCGGCCACGCCCUCCGCGGCGCUGGCCUCCCCGGCCGCCCCGGCCGCCACCCACUCCGAGCAGGCCCAGCCCCUCUCCCUCACCACCAAGCCCGAGGGCCGCGUGCACCAGCACCACCACCACAACCACCACCACCACCACCACGUGGCCCACCACCCCCACCCCCACCACCACCACCACUUCCCCAUCUCCGGGAGGGCCUCGUCGUCCCUCGACGUCCUCGUCGUCCUCGUCGCCGUCCUCCUCCUCCUCCUCCUCCGUCCCGAUCGGCAGCUCCGGGAGCCAGCCCACCGCCACCCCCGUCCUGAGCCGCCCCAUCCCGUUCGCGUCCCCUCCACCCCUCCAUGCUGUCCCCGCCGUCGCCCUUCCACCAGGCCGCCCUCCACUCGCACCACGCCCUGUUCCAGUCACAGCCCCUCUCCCUGGUCACCAAAUCAAAUGACUGAACGAAAUGAUCCGCCCGCCCCUUGCCUCAUGUAUUGUGCUGUACAUUGCUAUUUCUUUGAAAUAGGCCAUUAGAUUUGUUUGUUUUUAUUGUUUUUCUAAAUAACGGAAAUGAAGAAUUACUCUUGGUCAAUAUUUGACCGCGUCCUUUUCCACACCCUCGCAACGAAACAAAGUGUAUUUUUUUGUAAAGUUUACUGCAGAACUGUUCUUUGUUGAUGCAUUUAUCCAAUGAACCUCUUGUAUAAAAGAACCGAUGUACAUAAAGUUUCUUUAUAAAAAAAAAAACAUUAAAAAAAGGAACAAAAAAUGUCUUCUCUUUUUAGCCAAAACUUGAUUAAUGUUAGUAUUAAAUUGAAGUCAUAGUGCUGGCCAAUAAUUGCAGCCCCCCUUUUCAAUUUGCAAGUGUGUGCCCUUUUUUUGACAUGUUAAAUAAACAUUUGAAAUGGUUUCCUAAUACAAA